AUGUUCGUGUUUGCUGCGCUUGCUGGGCUUUGCCUUAGCCGUGUCCGCGGCGUGCGACCGGAACUCUCGCUCAGUCAGCAGCAGAGAGGGUCGUCUCAGCCUGGCCUGGGGCCUUGGGAGCCGAGAGGGACCAAUGUGCCGACUGCGAGCCUGGCGCAGGAGGGGCACGAGCCUUGUCCCUCCGAGUCCGAGCUUCGCUCCUGGCUCCAAGCCCUUGGCCUCAGUGGCCAAGGACAUCCGUGCGAAUGGAAAGGCGUGAACUGCACGGAGGGCUGCCAUGUCACGAAGUUGGACCUCUUGGCACGGAAGGAGAUCGCAGGCGACCUCGUGCCGGUGAAAAACUUCCGCCGCCUCAGGUAUUUGGACUUGUGCAACACCCAGGUAUCCGGUGAUCUGGCACCCUUGCAGCACCUCACCCGGCUCUGGUCCCUGUCCCUCUCCAACACCCAAGUGUGGGGCGACCUUGGCCACCUGCAGAACCUCAGCCUCCUUGAGCGGCUUUUCCUCUCCCAAACCGAGGUGUCAGGCAACCUGCAGAGCCUGCAAGGCCUCACCCAGCUCGCUCAGCUCUCUCUCUCGCAGACCCGUGUGUCGGGUGACUUGCAAGCUUUAUCGCACCUCACCGUCCUGGGUCGCCUCCACCUUUCCCACACGCAGGUCUUCGGCGAUUUGGCGAACCUGCAGAAGCUCACCCAACUCUUCUCCCUGUCCCUGUCCCGAACCCAAGUGUGGGGGAGCCUGAAGCCUUUGCAGCACAUCACCUCGGGGCUUCAGAAGCUGUAUUUAUCCCAAACUCGAGUUGCGGGUGAUUUGGGUCCCCUGCGCAACCUCACCCAUCUCAUGCGAGUGGACCUGUCCCAAACCCAGGUGUCGGGCAUCCUGGAACCCCUGCAGAACCUCAGAAAACUUCGGUGGCUGCUGCUCUCCCGAACCCAGGUGUCGGGUGAGAUGGGCCCCCUGCAACACCUCACCCGGCUGAAGCGGCUCCACCUCUCCCACACCCAGGCCUCCGGCAACCUGGGCAACUUACAGGACCUCACGAAGCUCAGUGAGUUGCACCUUUCCCACACCCAAAUCUCGGGCGACCUCGGCCCUUUGAGGCGCUUGAGAGAGCUCCAGGAUCUGGAUGUCUCCAACUCCCCCAUUGCGGGCGAGCUCGAUGCGCUCGUCAACCUAACGAAUCUGACAACCGCCGACCUAAGCCACACCAACGUCACCGGCUGGUUUUCUGCGAGAGUCUGGAAAGGCUGCUGCCAGCACCUGCGCACCCUCAACCUGGUUGCCAGCAGGGCAGGCGGCGAGCUCCCAAAAGUCUUCUUCCCCCUGGAAGUCUCGGAGGUUGAGCCGUUUCUCCCGAGCCUGCAAGAACUGGAUGUGUCUGGAUGCGAGCUGCGCGGGACCGUAGCCGAUUUCAUGCUUGCACUUGCGCCAACACCAUUGGUCAAAGUGCAUGCGAGGGCCUGCGGCCUGCGUGGUGCAAUGCCGCGUCUAGAGACUUUGCCCGCCACGUUCAUCUUCAGCGGGCGGAAUGAGACGAGACCAAGUUGGGAUGCCACCGUGCGCGGGACUCUGCAGGCCAUUGACCUGUCAGAGAACAAGAUCACCCGACUCGAGGAAUUGCCGGCGGCCUCACAAGUUCGCUUGCAGCGGAAUAGCAGGCCCCUUGUCCUUGCACCGGUGGCAGUGCAGAGAGCGCUCAGCCGACAGACAUUCCUGGACUUAUCGGGCACAGCUUUGGCAAACAAGGAGGACAUGAAGCAGCUGCUCCAGAAGGAGCUGAAGCUGCAGGAUUCCAGGUCGGUCACCAACAAGACAGAGGGCUGGGCCUGUGCCUUGCCGGUGGCCGGCACUUUGCGCAUCACGCCGCAGGUCUUUCUGCCUUUGGACAUGUGCGCGUGCCAAGCCGGAUUUUCGGGUCAUGGAGUCAACUGCACCGCCUGUCCACCGAACACUUUUGCACAGAUGGAGGGCCAAGCAAGCUGCAAGCCCUGCCCGCCGGACAGCUCCUCCAGCGGUUCUGCAACUGCUUGCGAGUGCAUGUUCGGGAGCAUGCGUGGCCCACCCGGCAAUAAGAGCUGCCAGUGCAGAGCAGGCACGGCACGUUUGGAGGAAAGGUGCGAGCUUUGCAGCGAGCUCCGUCUGGAAUGCCCAGAUCACGGACUAUUUGCAGCAGAAGCACCUCCAACACCAGGAUAUGCGCGCCUCCGGCAGCCAUCGGACAGGGCUUACCACUGCCUUAUCCCGCAACACUGUGGGAGCACGACGAUGUCAGGGUGCAAGCCUGGCUACGGCGGCCCACUGUGCACGGACUGCGCACCCGGCUUCAGAGCUUUCAGAAACGAGUGCUUCCAAUGUGGCAAGAUGUCCACCACGUCCAAAGAGCUUUCUGGCUUCGCCUUCUUAGUGGCCCUUGUGCUUGCUCUUUUCUCCAGCGCUGCCUUCUGGGCCUGCAGGCCGGCUUUGCCUUUUUGGGACCUCCGCGCUCAGAGCCUCGGCCAGCUCUUGGCCGCACAGGCGCCGGCGCUUCUGCAGCUCUUUCAGCUUUGGGCCGUCCUCGGCAAGAACCUCGUGAGGCGCGUGCCCGACGUCUCCGUUGCAGGUGACAGCAGUGAUGGUCUUCUAUCUUACAUGGAGGUCCUGCAGUUGACGGGUGCCGAGGUGCAAAAUGCCUUCGCCUUGCAGUGCAUCUUUGAUGCUCCAACGGUCCGAACGGCCUUCGCGUUGGCAACUCCGCUGGUGCCUCUGUUAGCUGUGGCCGCCUGCAUGUGCCUCGAGCUCUUCAGCCAUGGGCUGGGAAUCAGCAUGUCUUCGAAGGCUCUGACGAUCCUUUUCGUUGGGGGUGCCUCGGGUGCUGCCCAACUUCUGGACUGUCAGCGCUUGGACGGUGAAGGAAAGGCCAUUCCAGACGACUUGGCCUUUCGACCGCUCUUCCCGCGCUUGAAGUGCAAUGCGGGCGGCGAGUCGGCCUGGGUUGACUGGGUCGGGUGGGUCAGCGUCUUCGCCUAUGUCAUCGUGGUUCCAUGCCUCAUGGCACUCCUCUUCGUGAAGCAGCGAGCGGUGAUGAGGAAGGCCAAGACCUUCUUUAUCUCUGGAUCUACGGAGGUGGAGGGAAAGGUGCGCUUGAAGCUACGGAUGGGCAGCGAUGAGAUGGCCUUGGAGGACGAUGUGUUGAAAAAGCGGCUGGUUGCAGCUGCCGCUGCACACGUGGCCGUUCAUAUUCGCGGAGGCGCUCUGGUCGAGCUUCACAAGGAUGCAGUGACUGUCAGUGCUUUGCCGGGGAGCACAUGCGGGUUUGACGCCUUGAGCUUCGCUGGUGUCGGUGACCAGAAGGAGGCGGAUAUACUGAGCCGGAAUGAUCUUAUGCAAAUGCUGACGGAGCGCACCAUCCUUGAGGAGAACGCUUUUGACAGAUCGUUGAUGGGCACCAAAGAUCUGCUUUGCAAGUACGCGCAGUGUGACAAGGUCUGGAUGGAGGUGUUGCUGAAAGCAGCCUCUGCGUUGAUGGUCGCAGUGGCUACCAUGAAUUCCAGAUGGCUCGCAGUGGCUGUUGCCCUUACAAUGGCCGCUGUAGUCGCUGCAGCCAGCCCGUUCGCACAGCCGCAGAUCAACAUGCUGCAGUGCCUUUGCUUCUGCUGCUUGGCAUUAGCUGCGGUGGGCUUCACGUGUGAGGGUCUGCUCGGCGUCUGCCUCACGCGCCUGGCACUUCUGGCCCCACUGCUUCUUGUGGCGGCGCAGCUGCCAUACCCAGACUCGGCGGAGUCCCUUGCGUUGCGCUUGCAGAAGGAGCUGGAAGAGAAGAUGUCGGACUUGAAAGCCGGUGAGAGCAUUGAAGUCUGCGCGGAUGAAGUCCGGCUCCUGUAA
Symbiodinium sp. CCMP2592 is the source of this 3861-nucleotide messenger RNA. Lineage: Eukaryota; Dinophyceae; Suessiales; Symbiodiniaceae. The record is from the annotation of a GenBank genome assembly.